GGUGAAUCUACCGAGGGAGAGAUUUCUUAUCUCUCACCACUUCCAAUCCAUCCUUAAUCAGUGCAAAUUACUAUCACUCCCCUCAUAGGGUAUCAUUUCAACAGCCUCUACAGGGAUUUGAGUUCACAAGUCGGCUUCACCAGCAGACAUGGCGCCACACUCUAGCACUGAUAUGUCGUCUUCGACCACUACCGAUCAGGUUGCGACAAAGAAACACUGGGUGCCGCAUGCCAAGGCAGACAAGACAGCCCUCGAGGCUAUCUCGCAAGGCGUGCCACUCGCCGGCAUCCCAAAGUUCCCCUCCUUCCACGAGGAGCGCACACACAUCCUGGAGCACAUGGCCGCGGCGUUUCGAAUCUUUGCUCGCAAGGGAUUCAACGAGGGCAUGUCCGGCCACAUCUCCAUCCGCGACCCUGAGAACAUCCACACUUUCUGGACAAACCCGCUCGGCCGCCCGUGGCCUCUGAUGCGCGCUUCUGACAUGGUCCUCGUCGACUACAGUGGCCAGGCUGUGGGAGGCAACAUGAGCCGGCCCUCAAACGCGGCGGGAUUCCUCAUCCACAGCGCUCUGCACAAGGCUAGGCCCGAUGUAAAUGCUGCCUGUCACACGCAUUCUAUAUAUGGAAAGGCUUGGUCUACGUUCGGUAGGCCGCUUGAGAUGAUUAGCCAAGACGCUUGCAUAUUCUACGGAAAGGCACAAGCUGUAUAUGAAGAUUUCGGAGGUGUAGUCUUCGAUGAAGACGAGGGAAUCAGGCUCGCUGCUUCUCUGGGAGCAGAAGGCAAAGUGAUGACACUGACAAACCACGGUCUCCUGACAGUGGGCCAAACAGUUGACGAGGCAGCGUACCUGUUUACGUUGAUGGAGAAGAGCUGUCAGAUCCAGCUGAUGGUGGAAGCCGCUGCUGCCAAUGGAAUUCCGAAACGGAUCGUCGACGAUGCCGUGGCUGCGUACACGUUUGAGAUGACGUCGAGCCCAGACAGCUUGUACUGCGAAUUCCAGCCGGAAUUCGAGGUCGAGGAUGCUCUGAGUAAUGGAGACUUUCGUAAAUGAGAUUUUAAGAGGGUUAAGUUGUAAAUUUUGGAUAUCAAGUACAUAGCAAUGCAUACACCUG
Messenger RNA from Ilyonectria robusta, 1112 nucleotides. RefSeq names its product class II aldolase/adducin N-terminal. The transcript has a single exon. Gene Ontology annotation, molecular function: actin filament binding. Bases 149 to 1051 code for a protein of 300 amino acids. Gene Ontology annotation, cellular component: cytoskeleton. Lineage: Eukaryota; Fungi; Ascomycota; Sordariomycetes; Hypocreales; Nectriaceae. The record is from RefSeq and is a predicted model, not a curated record.